CAUUCGGUAGGAUGACGCUAGAAAUAAAGUUAAAACGACCAAGUAAAGUGUACCGGCCGGGAGAAGUCGUCAAGGGAUCUCUUUUAAUUGAAACAAGAUCAGAUAUUUCACACACGGGACUGUUUCUAAACCUGGAGGGUAUAGUAAACAUGCAGCUUAGCUCUAAGAGUGUGGGUAUAUUUGAGGCUUUCUACAACUCAGUUAAACCAAUUCAGCUUAUUUCAAUCAACUUGGAAGUACAGAAAGCUGGCAAAUUUCCAACAGGAGUAACCACAAUACCGUUCGAGUUCCCCCUGAAAUCUAAAAGUAACAAGCCCCUGUACGACAGUUACCACGGUGUGUUUAUCAGUGUUCAGUACACACUACACGCUGAGCUGAGACGGGGUAUCCUUAACAAGCCUAUCCUUAAAAACUUGGAGUUUAUUAUGGAAGGUGAUAGAGUAGCUAAGAACACUGACCAACCCCCCAUACCUUUCACUAUCACACCACAGUCCUUAGAAAACAUCCGGGAAAUCAAGUCUGUCCCUGACUUCAAAAUCAGUGGAACACUAGAGAGGGCAGUGUGUGAUAUCGAGCAGCCCCUACAAGGUACAAUCAUGGUGGAGCACAGUGCUAAGCCUAUCAAGAGCGUGGAGCUCCAGCUUGUUAGAGUCGAGACAUGUGGCUGUGCUGAAGGUUACGCUAAGGAUGCAACUGAGAUCCAGAAUAUACAGAUAGCAGAAGGUGACGUCAUGAAAGGGCUAGCAAUACCAGUACAUAUGGUCUUCCCCAGGUUGUUUACAUGUGUCACCACCGCCACCAACAACUUCAAGAUAGAGUUUGAAGUUAACAUUGUCAUAGUCCUUCAGGAUGAUCAUCUCAUCACAGAGAACUUUCCCAUUAAAUUAUACAGACCUUCAAAAUAGAGAACAUUAUACUUUUUAGUUUUCAUACCUUCAGAUGUGAGAUGUGUAUCAGAUGACAUAUAUUGUUUGAACUUGAAUCAUGGUUGUCAGUCGGGAAUUGAUUCAAAGUUUUUUUUGGUUUCCAUUGUCAGUUUAAUUUGGUUUCAAUAAGACUUUUCAGACCAGUUGACCAGAUUUUUAUAUUGCUGAAUUUGAUUUUGUUUUAAUCUUUUGUAAUUGAUGUAUAAUUAUUGUUGUUGACAAUUUCCCACUUAGUAUUAGAA
This is a messenger RNA of Bolinopsis microptera, 1168 nucleotides long. Its product is annotated as vacuolar protein sorting-associated protein 26C-like. The record is from RefSeq and is a predicted model, not a curated record. NCBI's taxonomy places the organism in Eukaryota, Metazoa, Ctenophora, Tentaculata, Lobata, Bolinopsidae. The transcript is spliced from 7 exons. Gene Ontology annotation, cellular component: endosome. Gene Ontology annotation, biological process: intracellular protein transport. The coding region runs from base 12 to 905 and encodes 297 amino acids.